AUGAAAAUUUGUCAAAAAUUGCUUCAAAAAUAAUUUAAAUCAAAGUUUCCUUUCAAAUAAUUUCCAAUAAUUAACGAGGUUUCAUUGAGAUAGUAUUUUUGGGGUUCCAAAUAGCCAUAAAUGCAAGCUAAACUUAUCGACAGUGAAUAGGAGUUAAAAAUUGAUAGGUACAGAGGAUAAUUAUAAGAUUUCAUUCAGAAUUUUGAGAAAUUUGAGGAAUACCUUGAGGAUACUCAAAAUAAAUUUGAUUUGAAGAAAGAUGUUCCAGUUUAAGGAUUCUGCACAGUUGAGGGAACUCAAAGAUUCAAACAAAGAGCUAGUACUUAAAAUGGCAGAUUAGGUUCAUAUCUGGGUGCUCCAGAUGAUGCAACUGAUUUUGAUCUUUAUAAUGCUAUGAAGCUAUUAGUUCUAAGUGGAGGAGUAAAUGUUAUUGACACAGCAAUAAAUUAUAGAUGCCAAAAGUCUGAAAGGACUUUUGGAGCUGCAUUGAAGACAUUAAUCAGGAAGUAUGGAAUAAAUCGAGAUGAAUUGUUUAUUUGCACUAAGAAUGGUUAUAUACCAAUCAAACCAGAGGAUGUGGCGAAUGGAAUACAUUGUAUGCAUCCUGCUUUUCUAGAGAACUAAUUUAAUUAAAGUCGAAACAACUUAGGAGUAGAAGCUAUUGAUUUGAUGUAUAUUCACAACUCUUAUGAGUCAUGGUCUCUUUAUUAUGGAAUGGCUACAUGGCUUUGCUUUAGAGGGAAACCUGAUGAAGAAAAAAUUAAUUUGAAUCUGCAAAAAUGCAUAGAAAUGGCUGAAUAAAUUGGAGGAAAGGAAAAUCAUAAUUUUAAGUUCAUUCAAGUGCCAAUGGGGGUAGCAAUGCCUGAAGCAUUUGUUGAAAAAUGGCAAGAAUUCCAUGAUCCGAAUUCAGCUAAUGCACAAAGCGAGUUAAAGAUUUUGGUGGCAGUUUGCAAUUUGCUUAAAAUGAACCUAAUUGCAAGCAAACCAAUAUUGGAAGGGAAAAUCGAAAGCACCACUAUUCCAUAAAUUACAAACAUAAAGGAUACUGUGGCUAAACAUCUUUAACUUGUGAGAUCAAUGCCAAUCAGAUGCCACAUUAGUACUCUAGUUGGAAUGAAAAAAAUGGAAAAUCUCAAGAAAAACUUUGAAGUGAUAAAGAAUGAGCCAUUAACGAAAGAAGAGUUUCUAAGGAUUAUGAAGUUGAAAUGA
Messenger RNA from Stylonychia lemnae, 1209 nucleotides. The record is from the annotation of a GenBank genome assembly. NCBI's taxonomy places the organism in Eukaryota, Ciliophora, Spirotrichea, Sporadotrichida, Oxytrichidae.